Salvia miltiorrhiza (redroot sage) is the source of this 1135-nucleotide messenger RNA. Its product is annotated as early nodulin-like protein 18. Gene Ontology annotation, molecular function: electron transfer activity. Bases 266 to 907 code for a protein of 213 amino acids. The transcript is spliced from 2 exons. NCBI's taxonomy places the organism in Eukaryota, Viridiplantae, Streptophyta, Magnoliopsida, Lamiales, Lamiaceae. Gene Ontology annotation, cellular component: plasma membrane. The record is from RefSeq and is a predicted model, not a curated record.
UAAUCCAGUUACUUAUAGUCUGAUACAGUUCGUUAUAUAUUGUGCUCGACAAAUAGUUAAAUUGAUAUUUUCCAUUAAAUUGAAGGAUACUUUAAUAAAUGAUGUUCAAGAAUAAGUAUAUAUUAAUUCACCUCUAAUUAUAUAAAACCAUAAUACCUGUCUCACACACCUCUUGACUAUUGCAAUUUCACACACACACACACACAAUUAAAUCUCUGGUUUCUAGAUUUGGAAACCGAUCAGCAUUCAUCCGCAAGUCUCAGUGAUGGCAGCGACCAAAGCCGCGCCGCUCCGGCUGAUUGCGGCGGCUCUGCUCGUCACCGCAGCUGCGGCGGCGGACGCUUACACCAACCACACUGUGGGCGGCGACGCCGGCUGGUUCUUCGACUCCACCGCCAAUAAGACCUCCGCUGACUACGCUGCUUGGGCUGCUAAUACCACGUUCAAUCUCGGAGACUAUCUGAUUUUCAACACAAACACAAACCAAACUGUGAUCCAGACCUUCAACAAGACGACGUACGGUAGCUGCAUCACCGAUGAUGCUUUGGACAGCGAUACGUUUCAGUACGAUGGCGGCAGCAACGAGUUUGGAAGCGCCAUGACCAUAGGCGUGGCGCUGACCAUCGAGGGGACCCAAUACUACUUCUCAGAUGCUGAUGACGGGGAGCAGUGCCAACACGGGAUGGCCUUCGAGAUCAAGGUGGGACACGGGUUGGGGCUCCCACCGAGCCUCAACCAACCACCUCCUCCGGCCUAUGUCCCGCCACCGGGCGAGGACGAGGGGCAGUCGCCACCUGCUACGGUGGCGAACACACCUCCUACUUCCUCCAAUCAUGCUACCAUGGCUGGUGCUAGCUUCCUUGCUUCUGCGCUGCUUCUUGUUUUGAUCUCAUUUGUGGGAUGCUAAUGCUGAUGGUAUACUGCUUCGUCGUGCUAGAGAUUCAAGAUUUUUUUUAUUUUAUAUUUUAGGGUCUCUGAAUAAAUUUUGUUUUUGGUGUUUGAAUACACAGCACAAGAGAAAGAGAAGAUGAUCAACUUUGUUUUUGGUUUUUUUUUUCUUAAACUGGGGAAAUCAUGUACUUGUAGACUUUUAGACCGGUAACUAUUUGAAAAUUAAUUUUAUUACUUUUAUUAA